AAGCCAACGCUUUUAUUUUGCGUAUGUGGUCCUGCUGGCCAAAACGAUGAAGAAAACAUGGUGAUGUUGUGAGUUUGGAGACGAUGCUAUAACCUUUCUGAAGACAGUGCGAUUGGACAAACCCAUUUGUCCCACUUAUUCAUGGCCUCAUGUCUGUUGCAUUUGAACGAUGCACGCCCUGCUGGUACUUUAUGAUGAGAAGAGAGAAUAAUUGGAGCACAGCUGACAGGCGCAUCGACCACAGGACCUGGUAAACACACGGUCGCAUGUUAUGUGUCAGAGUCCAGUCGUGCAUGAUCGCAAAGCUUAAUGGUUGCUGGAGGAAUAUAGGAAGUCGGGACAUCCGAGUGUAAAGCAGGUGGGCCAGAGAUGGGAAAUGACAUCGCACUGCUCCAAAUUCAUCCGCCUCAGCGCAGGAGGAGGAUAGCAGCCCUGCAGGCAAAACAUCCUCAGAGAGUAAACAGUGUUUGGUAAACGCAGCAACACUGUUUCAAUAGGCUGCAACACAGUUUCAAUAGGCUGCAUCCGACUCUAAAACAGCAGUGCCAACAUAGGUUGCAGUGUUGUUAUUUUUGCUCCAUCACUUUGCAGACAUGUCCUUCACCAUGGAGGAUAAUCUGGAGUCUGGGUGGGUGGCCGUGCGCCCCAAUGCGUUUGAGGAGAAGGAAAAGCAUAAAUUUGUUUUUAUCGUCGCCUGGAAUGAAGUGGAGGGUAAAUUUGCCAUAACGUGUCACGACAGGACGGUGCAGAGGAGAAGCUUUGGUAGGGACUCGCUGAUGGAGAUGGAGGCGACUGGCCUGGAUGCUGGGGACAAAACAAAAUGGCUCGAAAGUCCCGUCAGAGAUAAGGAGUCUAAGAAGAGCCCCAGCAGAGGAGCCAGUGUGGUUAAAGGCUGCAGCUCAAAGACAAAACCAAGUCCUGUUAAAAUGCAAACUGUGAUGAAAUCUGCAGCAUCUCCUGUUAGUCCUGAAGCUGAGGUGCUGAGAUCACUCAAAGAGGACCAGCUGUCUCCAUCACUGGACAGCUUGGACCUGGAGGAGCUGGACAGUCUGAGCAGGGAGGACUGCAGCUGGGCCGGACUCUUCUCCUUCCAGGACCUCCGAUCAGUCCACCAGCUGCUGUGCUCCGUGAACUCGGACCUGGAGCCCUGUCUCCCGGUGUUCCCGGAGGAACCGGCCGGGAUGUGGACGGUGCUGUUCGGCCCGGCUGAAGUACCGGAGACCGAGAUGGACGAGCUCUGCUACAGUUUACAGAUGUACCUGGGACACGCGCUCGAUACGUGCGGCUGGAAGAUCCUCUCGCAGGUUCUGUUCACGGAAAACGACGACCCGGAUGAGUACUACGAGAGCCUGAGCGAGCUGAGGCAGUCCGGGUACGAGGAGACGCUCAACCGUGCAACAAAACAUCUGCAAGAGCUGCUGGAGAAGCACAAGACCAUGGACAGUAUGGUGGAGCUGUUGGAGGUUUACAAGGAGGAAGAUGAGGCCUAUGGAGGACUGCUGGAGGCCUCCACACAGCUGUACCAGUACCUGCUGCAGCCCUUCAGAGACAUGAGGGAACUGGCAAUGCUACGCAGACAGCAGAUCAAGAUUUCCAUGGAGAAUGACUACUUGGGUCCAAGGCGGAUUGAAGCUCUAAAAAAGGAGGACUUUGAUUGGCAGAAGAAAGCUAAGGAGGCGGUCCUCAACAUCCAGGAGUUUACUAUCAAAUACUUUGAGAUCACUGCCAGAGCUCAGAAAGGGGUGUAUGAGCGUAUGAAGGUGGACCAGCGUAAGUUUGGUAAAUCUUCAUGGACGGCAGCAGUGGAGCGCAUGGAGACACUCCGCUACUCUGUCGCCAAGGAAACUCUGCAGCUCCAGAGAGCCAGGGAGAUCUGUCUGGAGCAGAGGAAACACACACUUCGAGAAGAGAUGCAGAGUCUGUGUAGCACUGAGGACGCCAUGGCCCUCUUAGACCACAUGGAGACACAGUACUAUGAGCGCCAGCUCCAACUGUACGACAUCCAGGCUGACAUACUACAGUGUGAGGAGCUGCUCCUCACCGCUCAACUAGACAGCAUUCGCAGACAGAUUUCAGAGCUUCAGGAUGAGGUGGUAUAUUAUGACACCUUUGAAAGUGCAGAUGAUAUAAAAGAGAAUGACACUGCAGACCGGGAAGAGCUGCGCAGACUUCAGGUCAGCGCUCGACAGUUGGAGGCAAGAAGGGGGCGCAUUACUGCCAAGCGCUCCUAUCUGAGGAACAAAAAGGAGAUCUGUGUAACCAACCACACUCAGAAACAGCAAAAACGUCAAACCAUCCACAAGGACUCUAUAUCCCACCAGGUCUUACAGCUGAACAAUGAAGAAGAGGAAGACGAGGAGAAGAAGAACAGCAGAGUUAGUCAGGAGAGGCAGAGAACUCUGGACAGACUACGCACUUUCAAGCAACGGUACCCAGGUCAGGUGAUUCUGAAGUCCAUUCGACUGCGCGUGGCCCACACCAGGAGAAGAGAGCGUGGAAGGAGUGAGAGGGAUGAGCGUGUGGACUCUGUCCAGGUGCAGGGCCACCCGCUGUGUCUCAGUACCAGUGUGCAGACGGACCCCAGCUCCACGCUCACCACUCAGCCCGUCACGGUGCUCACAGCAUCCCUUCCUCCUCUGCCUGUGCCCAGUCCCGCAGAUUCCUCCUGCUCUCCCUGCUCCCUGUCCUCACUACUGGCAUCUCCCAUGUCCCCUCCUCCUCCACCUCCCCCUCCACCUCCCCUGCCAAUAAAAGAGGAGCUGUCGCCUUCUGAGAGCCCAGGUCGACAUGGGCAGGAGGUUGUGGGGAAGAAUGCAGCAGAAGAGCUCUCCCGCUCCCCGCUCGGUCCAUUUGUCCCUCGCUUCUUUGACAGCAGCCAACUGUUGAGCGCCCGCAAAAAGCUGAGGAAGACUCCCGAGUUUGUCUCCCACAGCACAAGAGUGAGCUCGCCCAUGGAUGAGGUGCUGGCCUCCCUGAAGAGAGGCACCUUCCACCUGAGGAAGGUCGACAAGCGGUCCCUGCCUCCUUCCACGGAUGAUGAAGACCCCAACAACAUCCUGUGUCAGAUUCGCAAGGGGGUCAAACUGAGGCGCGUUCCCAGGAAAGAGAGAAAGGACCAGGGAGAGCUCCCGGCCUCCACCGACCCCCUGACCAGGAGCAUCCAUGAGGCGCUGCGCCGCAUAAAGGAGGCCUCACCAGACUCUGACUCGGAUGACGACGGGCUGAGCAGCCAUGAUUGGGAAAGCUAGGGUUUGACGCUCAGACACAAAGAAUAACACACACACAGAUGCCUGCACCCUCUGGCACUGCACGCACUGUACUGUACUGCACUUUUAAGUGCUGCGUUGUACUGUACACACACACGCACAAAUACAUACACACAGUUACUCAUUCACUCACAUUCAAGCACACAGCCAAGUCACACAUGUACCUAGUGACUAUACCAAGGCCUGAGUCUUACUGAAUAUCACCCAACUCACCAAACGCUCCAAAGGUCUAUGGUCAACCUGUUCAUUUGUUUUUCACAUUACAUUCACCAUCAUGAAGGACAUCAUUUGUGUUUUUAUUUCUACUGUAUUCCUGUAAUCAGAUUGUAAUGUUGAAAUGCUCUGCACUGGCCUCUUGUGGCUACAUUAACAUUCAGAAACAGCACAUUUUACACCAACACACUGCACUGACAGUUAUUUGUGAAACUAAAAACCUCAUAAGGAAAGCUAUUAGUGCUGUGAGGUAAGUGAUUUUAUCCACUAACCCCAAAGCAUUAGAAAUGAGAGACUGUACCUGUAACCCAGAUAGGUAAUGUGUAAGGUCGAUAAUUUGGGGUCAUGUGGGAGAUUGAAAAACAAAAAGAAGUUCCCACUGAGAUUUGAACUGGAUUUACUGUCCAGAUUGUAAACCUUGACACCAUCUCUUCUGCUGACGCUCUCUUCUAUUUUUACUCAACCAGUGUACUAUGACACACUACUGUAUGCUGCACAGCUGGUUUUGUCCUGUCACACGUGGGUGUGUUAGUGUCCGACAGGACCACUGCUUGUCUAGUCGGACACUGCACAAAGACUGUAAAUCCGUUAGUCUGUCGCACCAGAUUCGCGCCCCUCCCCCACUCUCGUCCUCUUCCGACCUUCACCACCCCCCAACUCUCACCAUCUCUCUGGGUGAGGGAAUAUGUAUCGACCCAUCUGUUCGACCGCAGCAUAUGGCCAGCCUGGUGGGAGAUAUGGAGAGUCACAGUAGGUUUAUCAUUUGGUGCCGAAACAACAUCUCUGAGCAGAAGCCUGCCAACUAGAGUGGGAGAGGAUUAGAUGAAGGGUCACCUGCAGAGCGACAGAGUUUCUUUAGCGGGGUGGAGGUCAUGGUUAGUGUCAGUCAUCUUAUGUAAAGCGUGGGCAUAUGUGGUUGGUGAUUCCCAAUCUUCAUACGUGGGAUAGUCGCAGAGCUGUGAAACCGGUCGUGCUCGUUUUAAUGAUGGAUGGUUAGUGGGAGGCUGGAUUCUCUCAGCGCUGUAGGGAGUAAGGGAGUCGUGAUGGAUGUGGUUUCUCCUGCUAUCUUAUUCACGUUCUCUCCUUCCCUCUAUUGCAUCUUUUCUAAUUUCUUUCGCUGCACUCAGUGGGCAGAAGCACACAGUAGGAGGCCUGUUACUCACAGUGCUGGAAGUGAAAACAUGCUCAUGGACUCACACACUAAACUCACAGCCAACAUGUGCAGAAACAUUUUAGUGGCAAAGUGAGUCCACAGCCUCUACUCAUAAUUUUUUUUUAUGGUUUCAGCACUUUCAUGAUACAUAGUACAAACUCUGAAUCACUUUAUCUGUACAGUAAAAACUUUUUUUGAAUCAGUGGUGAAACAUUAUAUCUGUAGUAAGUUUAAAAGCACUGAACAUGUGGAACUGGACCCACAGAGGUGUGAUGGAAGGACGGACCAGUGGGACGCUUAGCAGCAGAGGAAUUCACGCUAACAUACAUGUUAACAUGAAGCAAAAAGAUAAGCUCUGAAACUGAAACAGCCUCAGCGUGCACCAUCUGAAACAUUUGUGCUUUUUCUCUUGUUCUUGUUUUGAGAGCCAUUCACGGAUUUAUCACGGAGCAGGCACUGAUGUAGAUUGAACAGGCAUGGAUGUAUUAUGUAACAUUAUACAGCUUGAAAAUAACUCAGUGCUAAAGAGAGUUCAUUAUUUACCUGAGGCACUUUUACAGGUCUUCUGUCACUGUCAGCACAAUGUCCGUCCAUGGUACCCUCAUCAUGUAACAUGAGACAGAUAUCUAACCCUGACCUGACUCUUAACUUCAACCUAAUCCAGACCUUACCUGACUUGAUGUCACUGAAACUGAUCAGGGCUUCCCAAACAUGUUAAUGCUAAGGUUUAUGUUGCGCCACUAAACAAUGACCAGCAAUGUGCUCAAAACUUUUGGGAAACUGGGCUUAGAAUGUGACACCUUUGCCAUGAAUCGACUAUCUAUCACCUGACCGACCUUACAAACACACGCUCAUGUGUUUUACACUGAUCUUUAUCUAUAAAUAACCUUAACACAGCUUGUUUGUCAGCUAAUUGUCAUUUUACAUUUCAUUCCACUGCUUCGUUUGUAUCCUGUUUUUUUUCUCCAAAGCAUUUCCAGCCAAACCUUGUUGCGAUGUGUUUGCUUCUGAACAUUUCCUAUGUAGACCUGUAAUUCACACAGGCUAAUUAAGCCAGACACAUGAGAAGUGCAAUAUCAAUAUAGAGAAAUACAAGAAAAGGGAUGAAACAAGUUCAGAUUGAUUGCCUAAAACAAUGAACUUAUUAAAUGUUGCAGUUGUUUUUACACAGUAGUGUAUAAACACACUGUUCCAAGAAUACCUUUUUGCCUUUAGUCCUGUCAUUUUCAUUUAUUCAAACCUUUUUCUUUAUAUACAACCUUGCCCCUGCAUUUGAAUAAAACCUUGUGAAGCAAAUUC
Sebastes umbrosus (honeycomb rockfish) is the source of this 5931-nucleotide messenger RNA. RefSeq names its product junction-mediating and -regulatory protein-like. The coding region runs from base 594 to 3248 and encodes 884 amino acids. Gene Ontology annotation, molecular function: Arp2/3 complex binding; transcription coactivator activity; actin binding. Gene Ontology annotation, biological process: 'de novo' actin filament nucleation; positive regulation of apoptotic process; Arp2/3 complex-mediated actin nucleation. The transcript has 10 exons. Gene Ontology annotation, cellular component: cytoplasm; nucleus. NCBI's taxonomy places the organism in Eukaryota, Metazoa, Chordata, Actinopteri, Perciformes, Sebastidae. The record is from RefSeq and is a predicted model, not a curated record.